GUGACUAUUAAGAAUAUUGAAAGAGAGCUUAUUUGCCCAGCCUGCAAGGAGCUGUUUACCCACCCACUGAUUCUGCCUUGUCAACAUAGCAUCUGUCAUAAAUGUGUAAAAGAACUCUUACUGACUGUCGAUGAUAUGUUCAAUGAUGUGGGAUCAGACAACUCCAAUCAGAGCAGUCCUCGACUUCGGCUUUCCUCCCCUAGCAUGGAUAAAAUUGACAGAAUUAACAGAUCAGGCUGGAAGCGCAAUUCAUUGACUCCUAGGACAACUACUUUUCCUUGCCCUGGCUGCGAACAUGAUGUGGAUCUUGGAGAACGAGGAGUCAAUGGUCUGUUUCGAAAUUUCACUUUGGAAACUAUUGUUGAGAGAUACCGCCAGGCAGCCAGGGCCGCCACGGCCAUUAUGUGCGACCUCUGUAAGCCACCAGCUCAGGAAUCCACAAAGAGUUGCAUGGACUGCAGUGCCAGCUACUGCAAUGAAUGCUUCAAAAUCUAUCACCCUUGGGGUACUGUGAAGGCUCAGCAUGAGUAUGUGGGCCCCACCACUAAUUUCAGACCCAAGAUUUUAAUGUGCCCAGAACAUGAAACGGAGAGAAUAAACAUGUACUGUGAACUCUGUCGGAGGCCGGUGUGUCACCUCUGUAAGUUGGGUGGUAAUCAUGCCACUCACCGUGUAACCACCAUGAGCAGUGCCUACAAAACCUUAAAGGAUAAGCUUUCAAAGGAUAUUGAUUACCUUAUUGGUAAAGAGGGCCAGGUGAAGAGUCAAAUUUCUGAACUCAACUUGUUAAUGAAAGAAACAGAGUGCAAUGGAGAGAGGGCUAAAGAAGAAGCGGUUACACAUUUUGAAAAGCUUUUUGAAAUCCUAGAAGAGAGGAAAUCAUCUGUUCUGAAAGCAAUUGAUGUCUCUAAGAAACUAAGACUGGAAAAAUUUCAGACUCAAGUGGAGGAGUAUCAGGGGCUUCUAGAGAACAACGGACUCGUGGGAUAUGCCCAGGAAGUGCUGAAGGAGACGGAUCAGUCUUGCUUUGUGCAGACAGCAAAGCAGCUCCACCUCAGAAUACAGAAAGCCACAGAAUCUCUGAAGAGCUUUAGACCAGCAGCCCAGACUUCUUUUGAAGACUAUGUUGUUAAUACGUGUAAACAAACAGAAGUUCUUGGAGAAUUGUCCUUUUUCUCCAGUGGGGUAGAUGCGCCUGAGAUGAACGAGGAACAGAGCAAGGUUUAUAACAAUGCCUUGGUAAGCUGGCACCAUCCGGAAAAGGACAAGGCUGAUGGAUUUGUUCUGGAAUAUCGGAAAAUUAACCGAGAUGAGGACAUGUCAUGGGGCGAGGUCCAAGUGUGCGGCACAAGCAAAGUCGUGUCUGGUCUCGAAGAUGGCAGUCACUAUGCCUUCCGGGUGCGAGCGUACAAGGGCUCCAUCUGCAGCCCCUGCAGCAGAGAGCUGAUUCUCCAUACUCCACCGGCUCCAGUUUUCAGUUUCCUUUUUGAUGAAAAAUGUGGCUAUAAUAACGAACGCCUCCUGCUAAACUUGAAGAGAGAUCGAGUGGAGAGCCGAGCCGGAUUUACUACUCUGCUCGCUGCAGAACGCAUCCAAGUGGGUUAUUACACGAGCUUAGACUACAUCAUUGGAGACACUGGGAUUGCAAAAGGGAAGCAUUUCUGGGCCUUCCGCGUGGAACCGUACUCAUACCUGGUGAAAGUGGGAGUUGCUUCCAGUGACAAACUGCAGGAAUGGCUCCAUUCUCCCCGGGAUGCAGUUAGCCCAAGGUAUGAACAGGACAGUGGGCAUGACAGUGGAAGCGAAGAUACCUGUUUUGAUUCUUCACAGCCUUUUACCUUGGUUGCUAUCGGCAUGAAGAAAUUUUUUAUACCCAAGUCACCUACUUCUAAUGAACCUGAAAAUAGAGUUCUUUCCAUGCCAACAACUAUAGGAAUUUUCCUGGACUGUGAUAAAGGCAAAGUGAGUUUCUAUGAUACAGAGCACAUGAAAUGUCUAUAUGAGCGCCAGGUAGACUGUUCGCACAUGAUGUACCCAGCGUUUGCAUUAAUGGGCAGUGGAGCUGUUCAACUUGAAGAAUCUAUCACCGCAAAAUACCUGGAAUACCAAGAAGAUAUGUAGUUUCAGUAUCCCACGUGACUAGCAUGGAAAAUGUGAGCAGCGCAAUGCCUCGCUGUUAGCUUUGUAAUCAAUUACAUAUCAUCCAGCUCUUCUGGCACGA
Messenger RNA from Chinchilla lanigera (long-tailed chinchilla), 2221 nucleotides. It is a transcript of the gene Trim36, whose product is annotated as tripartite motif containing 36. Lineage: Eukaryota; Metazoa; Chordata; Mammalia; Rodentia; Chinchillidae. The record is from RefSeq and is a predicted model, not a curated record. Gene Ontology annotation, molecular function: zinc ion binding; protein binding.